AUGUCUGGAGGCAUAGCUCGUGGUCGUCUUGCCGAGGAGCGGAAGGCCUGGCGGAAGAACCACCCUCAUGGUUUUGUUGCGAAGCCGGAGACUUUAUCUGAUGGGACGGUGAAUUUGAUGGUGUGGCAUUGCACGAUUCCUGGCAAGACCGGUACUGACUGGGAGGGGGGUUUUUUCCCACUUACCCUUCACUUCAGUGAAGACUACCCUAGCAAGCCUCCAAAGUGUAAAUUCCCACCAGGUUUCUUCCACCCAAAUGUAUAUCCAUCUGGAACUGUUUGUCUAUCAAUUCUUAAUGAGGACAGUGGUUGGAGACCAGCAAUAACCGUGAAGCAAAUUCUUGUGGGCAUUCAGGAUUUACUGGAUCAGCCAAAUCCUGCUGAUCCUGCACAGACAGAAGGGUAUCACCUCUUCAUUCAGGAUGCCACGGAGUACAAGAAAAGGGUUCGGCAGCAGGCCAAGCAAUACCCACCUCUAGUUUAA
This is a messenger RNA of Prunus armeniaca (apricot), 483 nucleotides long. The record is from the annotation of a GenBank genome assembly. Lineage: Eukaryota; Viridiplantae; Streptophyta; Magnoliopsida; Rosales; Rosaceae.